Onthophagus taurus is the source of this 2181-nucleotide messenger RNA. RefSeq names its product cactin, spliceosome C complex subunit (gene cactin). Lineage: Eukaryota; Metazoa; Arthropoda; Insecta; Coleoptera; Scarabaeidae. Gene Ontology annotation, biological process: mRNA cis splicing, via spliceosome. Gene Ontology annotation, cellular component: spliceosomal complex; cytoplasm. Gene Ontology annotation, molecular function: protein binding. The record is from RefSeq and is a predicted model, not a curated record.
GUUUUAAUCUGUCAAUUUAGUAUGUGUCAAAAUUGAGGUUAUUAUUCGAUUUCUUUCGUAAUUAUUAAUUUAUUUAGUUAUAUUUGUGGUUGUUAUAAAAGGAUUUAAAAAUGCCUAGGGAUCAUAGAAAGAGGGAACAUUCAGAAGAAGUUGAAAAAUACCGUCGUAAAUCGAGAUCUCGCUCAAAAUCGAAGGAAUCAUAUCGAAAAUCAAGAAAAAUGUCUACUAGAAGCCACCAUUCAAGAAGUUCCUCGCGUUCUAAACACAAAUCAAGGUCCCCAAAAAGAUCUGAAUCAUCUAAUUCUGAUUCAGAUUCUUCUUCAUCAUCUUCAAAUAAAUCGGUAAAAUUAUUAAAAAAAUUAAAAACGCAACGUUUAAAACAAGCUGAGGAACGAAUGAGACAAAAAGAAUUAAUGAAAAGUAAAGAAACGCCGGAAGAAAAACGUUUAAGACGAUUACUCAAAAAAGAGGCGAAAGAAAGAAAACGAAAAGAACGAAUGGGUUGGGAUAACGAAUAUUUACAUUACACAAAUACCGAUAACCCCUUUGGUGACGCAAAUUUACUCUCAACGUUCGUUUGGACGAAAAAAUUGGCGAAAGACGGAUUAAUCGGCGUUGGAAGAGAAGAACUAGAGGCUAGAAAUCGACAUAAACAAGGCGAAAAUAAACGAGAAUUAGAAAAAGUUAAAAAACGUCGAUUAGAACGCGAAUUAGACCGACAAAAACGAGAGGACGAAAUGCAAUUAUUACAAAGAAGUAAAGAGGCGGCUCAAUUUGAGGAGUGGGAGCGACAAGAAGAUCAAUUUCAUUUAGAACAAGCUCGAUUACGUUCUCACAUUCGUAUUCAAGAUGGUCGAGCUAAACCCAUCGAUUUAUUAGCUAAAUAUAUCAGUGCAGAAGAAGAAGUUGACGCUGUUGAAAUGCACGAACCUUACACCUAUUUAAACGGGCUUCAUUCGAAAGAUUUAGAAGACCUCGUCGAAGAUAUAAAAGUAUACAAAGAAUUAGAAAGAGGAAAAAACCUCGAUUAUUGGAACGAUAUCACUGUAAUUGUUGAGGAUGAACUACAAAAAUUACGCAAAAUUGAGAAACAACAUGAAUAUGAUAUGGGGAUGAAUAGACGUGAAGGGAUUCAUCAAUCCGUUGCGAGUGACGUUACAACCGUUUUUAAAGGAAAAACUUCGGGGCAAUUAGCCGCCUUACAAACGCAAAUUGAAAGAAAAAUAAAUGGAAAAGCUGAUGGAAUCGAUAUAGGUUACUGGGAAAGUUUAUUGUCUCAAUUAAAAGCUCAUAUGGCUAGAGCGCGAUUAAGAGAUAGACAUCAAGAUAGUUUAAGAAGAAAAUUGGAGGUUUUGAGAGCUGAACAAGCUGUUGCGACGACUUCUACAGAAGAAAAUGUUGCUAAUAAUGACGGUAAUUUAAUUGAUAGUAAAGAAGAACCUGGACCAAGUACAAGUAAAGAUAGCCAAGAAGAGGAUAGUGAUGAUGAAAAAAAUGAGGAUUAUGCAAAUGAUUUGUUGAAUGAGUGUUUUGCUGCUUACGAAGCUGGUUGUUAUAGUCCUAAAUUUUUAACUCCUGAUGAAAUUGAACCUGGUACCAUUGUUGUGACCGAAGAAGAUGAUUUGAGUCGAUUGGAGUUUGCUAGGGCUCAAGUUUUAGGGACUGGAAGGAAAAUUGAGAACGUUGUUACAAAAGAAGAACUUUUACUCCAACGCGAAGCAAGAAAAGGUAUGGGAGACGACGAAGCUCAAUUUUCAGUUGAAGCCGCAUUAGAUAACCAGGUAUAUCUUUGGUCGGACAAAUACAGACCAAGAAAACCAAGAUAUUUCAACAGAGUACACACAGGAUUCGAAUGGAACAAAUACAACCAAACUCAUUAUGACAUGGAUAACCCACCACCAAAAAUCGUUCAAGGGUAUAAAUUUAAUAUAUUCUACCCCGAUUUAAUCGAUAAAAACAAUACUCCCGAGUAUUUUUUGACACCUUGUCCCGAAAAUAGAGAAUUUGCCAUCUUAAGAUUUCACGCAGGGCCUCCGUACGAAGACAUCGCAUUUAAAAUUGUUAAUCGAGAAUGGGAGUAUUCAUAUAAACGGGGAUUUAGAUGUCAGUUUCAUAAUAAUAUUUUUCAGUUAUGGUUUCAUUUUAAAAGAUAUAGAUAUAGGAGAUAAAUUAAUUUUGUUA